Pezoporus occidentalis (night parrot) is the source of this 5530-nucleotide messenger RNA. It is a transcript of the gene DPY19L4, whose product is annotated as dpy-19 like 4. The transcript is spliced from 19 exons. Gene Ontology annotation, cellular component: nuclear inner membrane. NCBI's taxonomy places the organism in Eukaryota, Metazoa, Chordata, Aves, Psittaciformes, Psittacidae. The record is from RefSeq and is a predicted model, not a curated record. Bases 131 to 2422 code for a protein of 763 amino acids. Gene Ontology annotation, molecular function: mannosyltransferase activity.
ACGCCACCGGUACGCUCCGGCCUCCCCGCUUCGCUCUGCCGCCGCAGUUCCGCCGGAGAAGGCGCCCGACGGCGAGAGCGGCAGCGGGGCAGCAGGAAGUGAGGGGCCGCUGCGCUCCGCUCGCCGUGUUAUGCGAGAGCGCUCCCGCGGCAGGGGCCGACGAGAGGCGGGCGGCAGCUGCAGGAGCGCGGGCGGGGCGGCGGCUCCCCGGAGAGAGCGGCGGGGGGUCCCGGCGGCGGGCGGCGGGCGCAGGCUGGCGAUGGAGGAAGGGGCAGCAGACCUGCGACAGAGGAAGAAGCAAAACUGCACAGAAUCUGACAAAAUGGCUCCAGAGGAGAGAAACAAAGAAAACUCAAAGCUGGGAAGGUUGCCAAAAUAUAUGUUAAUUCAGCGAUUUGCGAAACUUUUCUUUGGCUGUCUUGCGGCAGUUACUAGUGGGAUGAUGUAUGCUGUGUACCUCUCAACCUAUCACGAACGGAAAUUCUGGUUUUCCAGCAGGCAGGAACUUGAACGAGAAAUUACAUUUCAGGGUGACAGCGCCAUUUAUUACUCAUUCUAUAAAGAACUGCUAAAGGCUCCUUCCUUUGAAAGAGGUGUUUAUGAGUUGACACACAACAAUAAGACAAUAUCACUGAAGACGAUAAAUGCAGUCCAGCAAAUGACUUUGUACCCAGAGUUGAUUGCCAGUGUUUUAUAUCAAGCAUCUGGUAGCGAAGAAGUUAUUGAACCAGUGUAUUUCUACAUUGGUAUAGUUUUUGGACUGCAGGGAAUUUAUGUGACUGCAUUGUUUGUAACCAGUUGGGUUAUGAGUGGGACUUGGCUGGCAGGAAUGCUGACUGUAGCAUGGUUCAUUAUUAACAGGACAGAUACAACAAGAAUUGAUUACUCCAUACCCUCAAGGGAAAACUGGGCUUUGCCAUAUUUUGCAUGUCAAGUAGCAGCUCUCACAGGCUAUUUAAAAAAAAACCUAAAUUGUUCUGCUGAGAAGUUUUGUUACCUUUUGGUGAGUGCUUCAACAUACACCUUCGUGAUGAUGUGGGAAUACAGCCAUUAUCUCCUGUUUGUCCAGGCUGUUUCUCUUUUUCUGCUAGACAGCUUUGCCCUGGCACAGACAGAAAAGGUGCAUGAAGUAUACAAAAUCUACUUGUUUUCUCUCUGCGUGGGAUACCUCUUGCAGUUUGAAAAUUCAGCCUUACUAGUGUCACCAUUACUGAGUCUUGUAGCAGCUUUAAUGCUCUCUAAAUGCCUUCAGAUGAAUGUGAAAAAAGGUACAUUUAUGUCAAGAUUGAUGAAAAUAAUGUACAUUUAUUUGGUACUCAUGAUAACAGUGACACUAAACUUCUUACUAAAGAUGUUUGUUCCUCAUAAAGAAAACGAGCAUUUGCUGAAGUUCAUUGAAGUAAAACUUGGCUUAAACACAACUAAGAAUUUUACAAUGAAUUGGCUCCUUUGUCAAGAAUCUCUUCAGGCACCCUCCCAAGACUUUUUUUUGCGACUAACACAGUCAUCACUGUUGCCUUUCUAUAUUUUAGUAUUAAUUAUCUGCCUUUUUUCUGUAACUCAGGUCAUUUUUAGGAGAAUUUGUGGUGAACCACUGAAAGAGACAGUUAAACUUGAGGAUGGUCGAAUUGGAGAGAGGCCAGAAAUAGUUUAUCAUGUAAUUCACACAAUUUUACUUGGUUGUCUAGCGAUGUGUUUGGAAGGAAUGAAGUAUUUAUGGACGCCGUAUGUUUGCAUGCUUGCUGCAUUUGGUGUGUGCUCUCCUGAACUUUGGAUGACACUUUUCAAGUGGCUUCGACUGAAAGCUGUGCACCCAAUAUUGCUGGCUCUUAUUCUGAGUAUGGCAGUUCCCACAAUAAUUGGAUUCAGCUUGUGGAAAGAGUUUUUCCCUAGGAUAAUGACAGAGCUUUCAGAACUACAAGAAUUCUAUGAUCCUGAUACAGUAGAACUUAUGACAUGGAUAAAGCGACAGGCUCCUGUGGCUGCUGUGUUUGCAGGCAGCCCACAGUUGAUGGGUGUGAUUAAGCUCUGUACCGGAUGGAUGGUGUCAAGCUUGCCUUUGUAUAAUGAUGCUGAUCUGCUGAAAAGAAAUGAAAAUAUUUAUCAGAUCUAUUCAAAGAGGUCAGCAGAGGAUAUUUAUAAGAUACUCACAUCUUACAAAGCCAAUUUUCUGAUUAUUGAAGAUUCAAUUUGCAAUGAAGUGGGACCUGUAAGAGGAUGUAGAGUUAAAGAUCUGUUGGACAUUGCUAAUGGUCAUGUGGUUUGUGAGGAAGGAGACAGCUAUGCCGACUCAAAAUAUGGACGAUUUUGUCAUGAAAUCAAAAUGAACUAUUCUCCAUAUGUUAAUUAUUUUACUCGAGUAUACUGGAAUAGAUCCUACUUUGUAUAUAAAAUCAACACUGUGAUAUCCUUCCAGUCAUGAAAAAGCAUGCAGGCUUCUUUCUGAGGAUUGAUUGAGAAUGGAAUUCAGUUGGAAGAGUACCUUUUGAUCAAGGGAGUUAUUUUUGCAGAUACAUGUGCGUAUAUGCAGUGUAUUGACAACUUUAUUUUACCAAACUGGAGUUCUUUGAACUGCAGAUCAGCAGACACAGAUAUCAUCCUUGAAGGAAACAGGAAAACUUGUCAAUUUUACAGUCUCUGCAAAGUGUGACAGUCUUCCAGGUUUUUGCAUUUUCUUUGCAUUAUAAAUCAUCUUCAUGUAAAUGAGAUUUCUAACUUUAGUGUUAGAGAGCUGAUGUGGAUAGACUUCAGUAAAUGCAGAAAAGUUAUUUAAAGAGCUCAUUUAAGAUGUACAGCUUUUAUUUUCUAGUAAGAAAGCAGUCGGUAUCCUGAGUCUUUUCAAGUAAGUGUUUUGGGGUUUUUGGUUUUUUAAUUCUUCCACUGUAAGCAUUUCUGUGUUUAUCAAACACACAUUCAUGCAUUGUAUGUGUAGCUGUCGCAUUUAUAUAAAUCAAAUGAGGAAGAUUUUGUUUAAACUGCACUUCCUUAGAUUAAGGCACUGAUCUCUACAUUGUUAGAGACAUGUAGAAGGCAUGGUGGAAGUGCUUGGACUUAUACCUAGCAGUAGGAGUUGACCAGGUCAGAUAUUCAGUAUGGAAAGAACUUGUCUUCAGGAUUUUUCCAUGCUUAAGUGUGUAUGUAUGUAUGCAUAUAUGUGUCUCAGCACCUAUAAGAAUGGGCCAGUAUAGAACAGUAUGCCAUACUUGCUUUUAGACAAGUGUAGGAGGACAACUAGGUUUGCUACUGAGACUUCUGCACUUCUGUUUCACCCCCUCUGCCUGCGUGCUGGCACCUCUGUGUGUGUGUGUGUGUGUGUGUGUGUGUGUGUGUGUGUGUGUAGGGAUGGGUGAUACUCAUUUCAUUCAACUUAUUAUAACUACAUAAGAUAUUGCUGUAACUAUGACUUAAAACACUAUAAUCACCACCAUUAAUACAUAAUGGUACAGUUUUUCAUAGCUAUUUUUAUACCAAUUAUGCAACUACACUGAGAUCUUCUAAAAUUUGGGAAAGUACUCUGUAAUCUUGUUUCCCUCUAAAAUUUGUCUUCCUCAUAUGACUCCCUUUGCAUCUACAACUAUUUUUCUUAACAUAUUAUGUGUUCAUCAUGUUUCUUGCUGGCUGAUAUGCUUUCAAGAGAAAAUGAUGCUUUAAUUACAACUCUGGGCCUAAUCCUCAUGUUGUAAGUGGAAAAUCCACUAAAAGGUAACAAUAGCUUUGUUUACAUAGGUGUAGCUGGACAAAAAGCCAGGACGUAAGUUUUGGAAGAGGUUAUUCACCUACUAGGAAUUACCUGCAGUUAUGGAUUCAUGUAACACCUGGCCCAGAGACCAGUCUGUCAAACAUGUGCAAAUGUUUCUUUGGAGCCCAGAUAUCUGUAGUCAAGGGUCUGGCACAAUAGGAUGAACCUUCAACUGAAGAAUCUGCAAACCAUUCUGCAAAGGAAAGCUGCAAAAUUAUCCUUGCCACGCUUGUUGAUGAAAGGCAAACUCAGAGAUUUUAACUCUGAAAUUAUUAGGAACUGCAGCAUGUUGGUGAUGUGGGUGAUUCUUUUCUGCUCUAUGCAGAUGCAUUUGCUUACUUUACACUAACAGGUAGUGCUGAGAUGUUUUAAAACCUGUUAUCACUAUUGGAGUGAUAUAAAAGAAAAACCUUUAUUGUUAUCAAAGUCAACAUGUCUGUAAUCUGUUUUCUACAUUCAGUUACAUUUUUAGGCCUCUGAGUCUUGAAAAGAUGUUAAAUUAUGUAUUUUAUUGGAAACCAAUGAUCAGGGAAAUCCACAGAAUAUACUGGGAUAGUCAUUGAGAGAGACCUUCAUCAGUAUAACUGAGUUACAAAUUAAAAGUAAAUAUCCUUUCUCGGGAUGCAGUCGUGUUGAGGACAGUGUGCAUGUGUGUCUGUAGCCAAAUGCAGUCUGCAUUUGUUUGCUUACGGACAAGUGCAUAUGUUUUACUGAACUGGACUUUUCAAUUACCAUAUAAGAACAGAAGGUAUGGCAGGCCUGCAGGAGCCUUCUCUCUAUGUGCUAGUAUGGAAGUAAAUGUAGUAUUUGAAAGUAAGAUUAGCAUUCCUUAUACAGUUUUAAGUUUGUUUGAAUUGCUGUUACAUGUCUGUGUGUCAGUCACUUGCUCGCCUGAAGUUAAUCAUUCAUGAAUACCAUUUCAUAACAGCAAUAAGGCAUUCCAGGUAGCAAACUUCAGGGUUACAACUGCUCUUGGGUGGAUGAAGUCGCACAGUUUACGGCUUCAUGCCUUAGACUGCCAUGCCAAGAUGCAAUAUUUAACUAUCCUUGACUGCCUGUUGCUUUUUACUGCAGUACUGUAUGUAUGUGUUUCCCCACAUAGUUUGACUGCUUACAUGUACAGCACACAUGUUAAGAAAAAACCCACAAAAGAGGCCAUCUGUACUUGUAAAGAAAACUACCUUGUAGUGUGUUGGCCUUUCUGCACAUUUAAACAAACAUGUUGAACUUUAUUUGAACUGUGACAUAGUUUAGUUGUUAGUUUUGUCAUAGUUUUUGAGAUGUAUUCUUGAUACUUCAAUUGAUUCUGCUUUAGGAGAAUCAUUUAAGAUUUUUACUUUUUUAUAUUAGAGAAAAUUGUAUUGCAGCACAGUUGGCACAGCAACCUUAAAUAACAGAAUGAACCUUUUAUGUGGUAGAAAUGCUGCUGUUGUUCCAGUAAAAAGGGCAUCAUUUGUAAAAUGAGUGACUGGAAGAAUCAUAUCUUACUGAGAAAGAUGAGCCUGAAUUUCUUAUCCAGCUAUCGAUUAGCAAAAGUUUUACUGUCUAUUUUAAUCUCCACCUUCUGUGAAAAAUAAGCAGUAAUUUUCACUAUAACCCUCAGACAAGAACAGAGCAUAAUUACAUCAGACUAGUACACAACCUGAGCUUGGUUUUCAGCCCCGUCUCAGGUUUAACUCCCUGGAAGGGCCGGGGGAACAUUUUACAAGUUUUGAUCUGUUUUGCUGUAGAUGUUGCAAUUCAGUUGAAACACGUGCCUUGCAAGCCUCUAUUAAACGAACAGAAAACUCC